AUGGCCGCCUUUAUCAUCUUCUUUGCAUUCUCCAUCGGGUGUGGCUUCGCGCAAACACUCACCCAGCUGAUCGCGUUCAGGGUCCUGCAGGGCAUUGGGGGAUCGGGACUCUAUAGUCUGACCUUCGUGAUCAUGUCCGAGAUCUCGCCCGUCCGCAUGCAGCCGCUGACGGGCGCGUUGGCCGGCGCCGUCGUGGCCAUGGCUGGGGUCCUCGGGCCAGUGCUGGGGGGCCUCAUUACCGAUUUCACGACAUGGAGAUGGGUAUUUUGGAUCAACGCCCCAAUCGGCAUCGUCCCCCUCAUCAUGUUCGUGAUCGCCUACCCACCUCCGUCCAUGCUCUCCCCCGUCCGUCUACGUCCCUGGAAAGACCUCGAUUUCUUCGGCGCGGCUCUCGUCAUCGCCGCUUCGGUGCUGGUGGUCUUUGCCUUUCAGCAAGCAGGCCUCCAUCCCCACUCCUGGUCCUCCGCCCUCUUCCUUGCCCCGCUCCUCGUCGGUCUCUUCCUCUGGCUCGUCCUCCUCGGCUGGGAGGUUCUCGUCUCCCGGAAGUGGGAAGCCCGCAUCGCGACUAUGUUCCCCCUCCGCCUGCUGAAGCGACGGGUAUUCAUGGGCCACUUCUUCGCCACCCUGCUCGCCGGCUUCCCCUACUUCGUCGUCAUAUACUCCCUGCCCCUGCAUCUCCAGGUCGUCAACGGCAAGAGCCCGCUCGUGUCGGGCAUUGCGCUCCUGCCGAUGCUGGCGUCGAUUGCCAUCACGAGCUCGGUCGCGGGCUUGCUGAACAGUAAACGGGACUACAUCUGGCCGACGCUGCUCGGGGGGGCGCUGCUCAUGGUGAUCGGAUGCGCGUGCCUCGCGACGCUGGACCCGGUGCCCGACGUCCAGGCGAAAAUGUACGGGUUCCAGGUCUUUGUAGGCCUGGGCUUUGGACUCCUCGUGUCCACCGUCUCGCUUGGGGCCAGUCUCGAAUGCGAGCUGAGAGAUAGGAGUACGUGUUGA
Messenger RNA from Drepanopeziza brunnea f. sp. 'multigermtubi' MB_m1, 993 nucleotides. NCBI's taxonomy places the organism in Eukaryota, Fungi, Ascomycota, Leotiomycetes, Helotiales, Drepanopezizaceae. The record is from RefSeq and is a predicted model, not a curated record.